AUGGGAGACAGCAUACCAACUACUGCUGGCGCCGCUGCCGACGGGCAUGCCCAAGGCAAAAAGCAAAUGAUCUUGAAUGCCUUUGUCAUGAACACUCCGGGUCAUCUCGCCCCCGGGUUCUGGCGACAUCCACGAAACAAGACCGACCAAUACACAAAGCUCUCCUUUUGGACAGAAUUAGCGCAGCUCCUCGACAAAGCAGAGUUUCAUGCCAUGUUUAUCGCUGACACGCUGGGACCCUACGACGUAUACAAGGGCCCUUCGAAUGUCGUGCCAGCUCUAGCAUCUGGCGCCCAGUUUCCAGUCAAUGACCCUCUAUAUUUGGUUCCUGCAAUGGCAGCUGUGACCAAGAAUCUCAUUUUCGGAGUCACUGCUAGCUUGACAUAUGAGAAGCCUUAUGCGCUUGCUCGGCGUCUAUCUACAGUGGAUCAUCUCAGCGAGGGCCGCGUUGCGUGGAAUAUCGUCACGUCAUACCUCGACAGUGCAGCUCGCAAUCACGGUCUGAAAGAACAAAUUCCCCACGACGAAAGAUAUGCCAUUGCACAUGAGUAUAUGGAAGUCUUGUAUAAAUUGUGGGAGGGAAGUUUCCGAGAUGACGCUGUGGUUCGAGAUCGCGAGCAUGGACACUACAUUGCCAGUGACGGCGUUCUCCAAAUUCACCACAAGGGCAAGUACUUUGAGGUGCCCGGUCCUCACUUCUGUGAGCCUUCUCCGCAGCGCACUCCAUUUCUUUUCCAAGCUGGAGUAUCCGAGGCGGGCAACGGCUUCGGAGGAAAGCACGGAGAAGCCAUCUUUGUCGGCGGCCAGACAACUGAAGGUGUUAAGAAGACAGUGGAUAACAUUCGUGAUGUAGCGGAAAAGGAAGGGAGGGAUCCGAGCCACAUUAAAGUGAUUGUGGGAAUUAAUGUUAUUGUUGCUGCAACAGACAAGGAAGCUCAGGCCAAGAAGGAGAGCUAUCUUGAAUACGCUGACCAAGAAGGAGCUUUGGCACUUUUUGGAGGGUGGACUGGAGUUGAUCUCUCUGGCUAUUCAGAUGACGAAGAUUUCCGCUUCACCGAUUCACCUAGGUUGCAGUCAAUAGUCCGGAGAUGGUCGGACACCGUCCCAGGGACCGACAAUCUCCCAUGGACCAAGAGAAGAAUUGUAGAAUAUCUCAGCAUUGGCGGCCUUGGGGCAAAGGUUGUAGGUAGUCCAACAACAGUAGCUGAUGAGCUGGAGAGGUGGAUCGAAGUGUCUGGAGUAGACGGCUUCAACCUGGCUCACGUCACAAACCCGGGUAGUUUUGAGGACAUCAUUGAGUAUCUUCUUCCAGAGUUACGGCGACGAGGAGUUUUCCGAAGUGGCGUCGAGAAAGAAGGUGCAACGGCCAGAGAAGUGUUCAUCGGAUCUAAGAGACUACCGGAGGACCAUCCAGGAAGCCAGUACAAGUGGCGAGCUGGCGAAAGCGUGCCAAAAUACCUCCAGCAACAAGCGGAGACAGCAGGUAGCAAUUAG
This is a messenger RNA of Trichoderma aggressivum f. europaeum, 1494 nucleotides long. RefSeq lists its product as uncharacterized. The transcript has a single exon. Gene Ontology annotation, molecular function: oxidoreductase activity, acting on paired donors, with incorporation or reduction of molecular oxygen; monooxygenase activity. Lineage: Eukaryota; Fungi; Ascomycota; Sordariomycetes; Hypocreales; Hypocreaceae. The coding region runs from base 1 to 1494 and encodes 497 amino acids. The record is from RefSeq and is a predicted model, not a curated record.